UCUUCAAAUAUCUGGAGAAGCAUGAGUUAAUACAGUGCCUACGGUGGGGUUUCAGCAGUCUGGGUUACAGGAGCGUAGUGGCUGCAAAACAGGUCCAAUGCUCGAACCAAGGAUACCCUUAUCAAAGAUGAAGGUGGACUACGAUUGGCUCUGACUUUUAGUAACCUUUUCCAUUCAAAUAAGUUGCCCAUUACUAACAUGGCAGGGUGGUCGGCUGCAGUGCCCACUCCAAAGAUGGCGGCACUUAGCCGGGUUCGAGCCCUCGCAUUGGUGUUCUUAACUGUCAGUGGCUGUUUGGUAAGCUUGACAAGUGCGAGAGAAAGUGCAGAAGAGACGGUCAUUAUUGGUCUCAGACUGGAAGAUACUGACGACGUUUCCUUUAUGGACAGGGGGUUCCUGCGGGUCAGCGAGAGGUCUCGUGUCAAGUUGAGGGUCUAUGGGCAAAACAUUAACAACGAGACAUGGUCCAAAAUUGCAUUCACGGAGCAUGAGCGCACAAGACUGUUUGGCAACAUUGACAGUUCAUUCGGGGACAACGAGAGCAAAGAGCACAUCACUAACUUUCAUCCGUGUGGCAUUAGAACCUCAGACAUAAUUAUUCUGCCAAAUAUUGUCGUAAACAGAAAGACAUCGGGUGUUGUUGAAAUCGACGUCAAGCCCCUGAGAAAAACCGAAAGGAGUAAAGCCUACUACCUCUGCGUUGCCACCUCAACGCCUGCUCUGGCUGGCCUGCACGAUCCGUGGACGGAAAACACUUGGGUCUACCACGAUGGCCAGGACACCAAAGUCAUUGUUGUGGAGGAGAAGAAGUUCUUGCUUCCCUUCUGGUUGCAGGUGAUUUUCAUCGCGAUGCUGCUGUGCUUGUCUGGCAUGUUUAGCGGAUUGAACCUGGGUUUAAUGGCACUGGAUCCGAUGGAGCUCCGGAUUGUUCAAAACUGCGGCACAGAGAAGGAGAAGAAUUAUGCGAAAAAGAUCGAGCCCGUGCGGAGUCAGGGGAAUUACCUACUCUGCUCGCUACUUUUGGGGAAUGUGUUAGUCAACACUACCUUGACCAUUUUGUUGGAUGAUAUCGCAGGUUCUGGGUUGAUUGCGGUCGUGGUGUCAACUAUUGGAAUAGUGAUAUUCGGUGAAAUCGUGCCUCAGGCUAUAUGUUCACGGCAUGGUCUUGCGGUUGGUGCCAACACCAUAUUCCUGACCAAGUUUUUCAUGCUAAUGACAUUCCCAGCUUCAUACCCAGUGAGCAAACUGUUAGACCAUGUCUUGGGACAGGAGAUCGGAACGGUGUACAACAGAGAAAAGCUCUUGGAGAUGCUGAGAGUGACGGACCCCUAUAACGAUAUAGUUAAAGAGGAGCUGAACAUCAUCCAGGGAGCCUUGGAGCUCCGUACGAAGACCGUGGAUGAUGUGAUGACGCCGCUGAGAGAUUGUUUCAUGAUCACCGGGGAUGCUAUUCUGGACUUUGGCACCAUGUCGGAAAUUAUGGAGAGCGGGUACACGCGCAUCCCUGUCUUUGAAGGGGAUCGGUCCAACAUUGUGGAUCUGCUGUUUGUGAAAGACUUGGCAUUCGUGGAUCCAGAUGACUGCACGCCUCUAAAAACCAUCACUAGGUUCUACAGCCAUCCCUUGCAUUUUGUAUUCAAUGACACCAAGCUGGAUGCCAUGCUAGAGGAAUUUAAAAAAGGUAAAUCUCAUCUAGCUAUCGUCCAAAGAGUGAACAAUGAAGGGGAAGGGGAUCCGUUCUACGAGGUUCUGGGCAUCGUUACGUUGGAGGACAUCAUAGAAGAAAUCAUCAAAUCUGAGAUCUUGGACGAGACUGACUUGUAUACUGACAACAAGUCCAAAAAGAAGAUCACACAUCGGGAGCGGAAACAGGACUUCUCGGCUUUCAAGCCCACGGACAACGAGAUGAAGGUCAAAGUAUCACCACAGCUGCUGCUGGCUGCUCUGCGUUUCCUAGCAACAGAGGUGGAGCCCUUCGGCUCCUGUCAGAUGUCAGAGAGGAUUCUCCUGCGUCUCCUGAAGCACCCCAGCGUCAUACAGGAGCUCAAGUACGACGACAACAACAAGAAAGUUCUGGAACACUACCUUUUCCACCGCAACAAGCCCGUGGACUACUUCAUCCUGCUCCUCCAGGGGAAGGUGGAGGUGGAGGCGGGAAAGGAGGGGAUGCGGUUUGAAGCCGGACCUUUUUCCUACUAUGGGAUGCUGGCUCUGAUGGCCUCUCCAGUUCCUCUCUCCCUUUCUCGUACGUUUGCCGUCAGUAGGGCAGAGUCGCUUGCAGGAUCUCCAGAGAAUAAAUCACCACCGCGGUCGUUCGGAUUGAACCACUCGGAUUCCCUGAACCGUAGCGACCGGAUCGACGCCAUAACGCCCACACUCGGGAGCAGCAACAACCAGCUAAACGCCUUCCUGCAGAUCUACGUUCCGGACUAUUCCGUCAGGGCGGCCAGUGACCUGCUCUAUAUCAAGGUUACCCGGCAGCAGUACCAGAACGCUCUCGUGGCCUCGCGGAUGGACAAGACGCCGCAGUCCACUGAUGGGGAGUACACGAAAAUCGAGCUGACUCUGACGGAGAUCCCCGACGGCUCGCAAGACGAGACGGCCAAUCUACUGAACUGCCUAGCGCACGGCAAGCCAAACCACACGCCACACAGCGAGGGCGCCCUCUAGAGGAGGCAGGACCGCAAAUGCAAAACGCACUCCGGGAUGCGCGGUAGAGAGCCCGGUGAACCGGCCGUGACGCUCUCUCUCACCGGCCGGACCGCACCGGCGUCCGCAGACCAAAGAGUUCGCACCCUCUCUCUCAUUUGGGGCGAGAAGCGUGAGGUGAGCGCUGUAGGGAGGGGAAGAGUGAGGCAAGGAAAAGACCAAAAAACUAAAUUAGCAGAAGGAGUGGUGAGUUAAGACUGUGCCAAAUACUGCUACCAUGGCAACUGUGAACCAAGAAUGUUUUCAUUAAUUUAUUUUAUCAAUGUUUUUAUAUACUGUAUUUACUCACCUUCAUGUGAAUGUGAUCAUGUGGGAGCUUUAUAAACGUGUAUUAUUGAAUAUCUUGACCUUAAAUCAGGAUUAUGGUACAUUGUCCAUUUUUUUUAUUCAAAUGGACCACACUGAUAAUUUAUUUUAUAUGACUACAUUUCAAAUAAUUAUAUAGCAGAUUAAAGAUCUAACUUGAUUUUUUAAAUAUAUUGUGUAUUUAUGGGCAAAGCAGCCAAAAGUUGCUGGCAUGUAGCACCUUUUUGAUACUUAUUUGUUUGAGUAAUAUAGUUUGAGUUUGAGGAGAAUACAUUAAUCUCCAUAGUUCCAUUACAUUAGUCACAAGAUAUAUAUAAAAAAGGACAGAGGUCAACCCUCACUGCUGCAUCAAGCAAUAUUCAGUGCAUGAUAAUGUGUUUAAAAAAUAUAUAGUCAGUCAAUACUGUGCACAUUGCACCAUAGUAUUGGUGUAAUAUCAUGGACAUAUGAGACUGUUACACUUCAUAAAUGUGCACUCUGUCAAUGAAAAUGUCACAAGAACUAAGUGGGUUCAGUUCAUUAUUUUCUAAAUUAUUUUCUAUCAAUCUGCAUAUGGUCUUCUUACAUACAGGUUUUAUAAGACAAAAGUACGGGUGGAUUCCUUCGACCGCACACUACAAUUUGUGAAUUUUGAGUUCAGAAAGUGUGGACAUCCAUAAUCAUCUGUUUGUGGAUAAAGUCAGUGUCUUUAACUCCCAUGGCCUAGUGCUAAUAAACUAUUUUAAUAGAGAAGACCAAUGCAUGGGAAAUGAUAGUGUUCAUGUCUGUGAGUCUCUUCACUGUGGACUUCCACUGGAGAUUUCACAGAACACUGAAAGAGACCCCGUCUGUCUGUCUGUCUGUCUGUCUACCUCCAUCUGUCAGUGUCUCAGUUCAGUCUGAAGAUUUAAGGUGCUGCUAUGGUCUCUCAGCUGCUAUGUACACGUCCCUCGCCCUGGGCUGUUGUGUCGUAAAAGCUUAUGCGUCUCCACAAUGACCGCCACGCUAAACCAGCUCACGAUGUCGGUCCUGACGAAUCUCACCUGGCCUUACAGGGAGUCUUCAGGAAAGGGGCCGUUAUUUAUACACUUUUCUAGCAAUAAUAUGGUAUUAUAUACUAUUAACCUGAUUGACAUAUAAUACUUGUGUAUAUGCACACUGAUCAGUGUUGUUGGUACAAUAAAGAAUGAAGGCUUAAUGAAA
Messenger RNA from Conger conger (European conger), 4197 nucleotides. It is a transcript of the gene cnnm2a, whose product is annotated as cyclin and CBS domain divalent metal cation transport mediator 2a. Gene Ontology annotation, molecular function: magnesium ion transmembrane transporter activity. Lineage: Eukaryota; Metazoa; Chordata; Actinopteri; Anguilliformes; Congridae. The coding region runs from base 199 to 2670 and encodes 823 amino acids. The transcript has 8 exons. Gene Ontology annotation, biological process: transport; magnesium ion homeostasis. Gene Ontology annotation, cellular component: plasma membrane. The record is from RefSeq and is a predicted model, not a curated record.